Molecule: messenger RNA, 1836 nt
Organism: Rattus rattus (black rat)
Lineage: Eukaryota; Metazoa; Chordata; Mammalia; Rodentia; Muridae
Gene: Gfral
Product: GDNF family receptor alpha like
Exons: 10
Biological process (GO): nervous system development
Cellular component (GO): signaling receptor complex; external side of plasma membrane
Molecular function (GO): signaling receptor activity
Source: RefSeq, a predicted model, not a curated record
UGAACAUAAUUAGGAAAGUUCACAGCUGAAAACAAAUUGGUGAGGAACCAGUGACAUCAGAAGCUGACUUUAACUGAAUAUGCUCUUAGGAAGCAAAAGCAAAAACGGAAACAUUUAUUCAGGAAUUUCAGUCGGGAUGUUGGUCGGUGUCAGUUCAUCUGCCUUUCUCCCAGGUGACCAGCUCCAGUUGGCCAACAUGCUAGUGUUCAUUUUCCUGGCCGUGAGGCUAAGCUCGGAAAACGAAUCCUCUUCCCAAACAAAUGAUUGUGCAUACUUCACGCGGCAAUGCUUGACUGAUACAGACGGCUGUAAGCAGUCAUGGAGAUCAAUGGAAGACGCCUGCCUUGUCUCAGGUGACUCCUGCAAGAUAAAUAAUUCACUGCCUUGUAACCUGAGUAUCCAGUCUUUGGUGGAAAAACAUUUUCAAUUUAAAGAGUGUCUUUGUACUGAUGAUCUCCACUGUACAGUAAACAAAAUUUUUGGAAAAAAGUGCGCCAAUAAGACAGAUUCUAUAACAUGAAAAAAAGAUAAUAAAUACAAACGGAAUCUAACUACUCCUUUAUAUCGUGAUACAGGAUUCAAACAGAUGCAGUCUUGUUUGGAAGUGACAGAGGCGUGUGUAGGGGAUGUGGUUUGUAAUGCACAGUUGGCCCUUUACCUUAAAGCAUGCACAGCAAAUGGAAAUCUGUGCGAUGUGAAACACUGCCAAGCGGCCAUACGGUUCUUCUAUCAAAAUAUGCCUUUUAACACUGCCCAGAUGUUGGCUUUUUGUGACUGUGCUCAAUCUGAUAUACCCUGUCAGCAAUCCAAAGAAACUCUUCACAGCAAGCCAUGUGCACUGAACGUAGUUCCACCCCCCACUUGCCUCAGUGUAAUUCACACUUGCCGAAAUGAUGAAUUAUGCAGGACACACUACCGAACAUUCCAGACAGAAUGCUGGCCCCAUGUGGCUGGGAAGUGUCAUGAAGAUGAGACCUGCAUUAGUAUGCUGGGCAAGCAAGACCUUACUUGUUCUGGGAGUGACAGCUGCAGGGCUGCCUACCUAGGAACCUUCGGGACAGUCCUUCAAGUGCCGUGUGCUUGCAGAAGCAUCACACAGGGCGAAGAACCCUUGUGCAUGGCUUUCCAGCACCUGCUUCACAGCAAAUCAUGUUUCAAUUACCCAACUCCUAAUGUCAAAGACAUUUCCUCAUAUGAAAGAAAGCAUUCAAAAGAAAUUACCCUGACUGGAUUCAAUUCUCCCUUCAGUGGAGAACUAAUCUAUGUUGUUGUGUGCAUGGUAGUUACCAGCGGAAUUCUUUCCUUGGUGAUGCUCAAGCUAAGGAUACCUAGUAAGAAAAGAGACCCCGCGCCCAUUGAAAUAGCUGGAGCUGUCAUCAUUCAGUGAGCUGCAGCUCGCUAUCAACCACAUGUCCGCGCGGCUAACCAAUGGAAGAUUACAUUUCCAAUAAUCUGAUUUAAGAUGGAUUUGACAAUACUUAGUCAUUAUAUAUAACAAUGCCUGGUACAUUAACGUAGCAUAAGGAUCACAAAUCUGUUUUUGUUUUCUAAAAUUAUUUGAGUAAAUACUUGUAGCUGUGUCACAACUAGUUGAUAAUGUUUUCUUUAAAGGCAAUAGGUAUCAUGUAAAAUGUGACAGUUAUGCUGGAAGACUGUCAGUGCACAUAACAACUUCUAUCUUAUAGGACUCAUCAUAGUGUGCAUAUUUUCCUGAAUAAUGCUGUAGUUUCCCAUUAAGUUUGGACAUUUGCUAUUUGCAUAUUCUUAAUGUUCAAUCAUUAAACAAAUUGGUAACAUUGAACAUAUUUGGUUAGAUGACUGUUUAUAAAAGUAAAA